AUGUUCAUUGGUUCUGGAUUUUCAUCUUCUUCCACUGCUGAGGAAGUUACUGAAGGGAUCGAUGGCACUACCCUCACUGCUAUUGUCACAGGGGCAACCAGUGCUAUUGGUGCUGAGGCGUGGUGUCCAUGUAAUUAUGGGGUGAGAAAUUUGAUUGCUGCAAAAGAUAUAAAAGAAGCAAUACUUGAGAAGACUCCUGCUGCUAAAGUUGAUUACAUGGAGUUAGACCUUAGUUCAAUGGCAUCUGUUCGAAAUUUUGCGUCAGAGUUCAUUUCAUCUGGUCUUCCAUUAAACAUUCUAAUGAAUUUUUGCAACCCCUUUCACUCUGACGAAGGGGUAGAUAUUACUGCUAAUUCUCUUCAUCCUGGAGCUGUUGUCACCAAUAUUUUUCGUCACACCAGUGUACUGGCAGCUAUUUUUAUAAGUAUAGAGGGAGCUGCAACAACAUGCUAUGUAGCAUUGCAUCCACAAGUGAGGGAAAUCAGUGGCCAUUAUUUUGAAGAUUGUAAUGUUUCCACUACAAACUCAAAAGCAAGGGACCUUGAUUUGGCCAAGAAGCUAUGGGAUUUUAGCUUCAACUUGAUCAAGUAG
Sphenostylis stenocarpa is the source of this 591-nucleotide messenger RNA. The record is from the annotation of a GenBank genome assembly. NCBI's taxonomy places the organism in Eukaryota, Viridiplantae, Streptophyta, Magnoliopsida, Fabales, Fabaceae.